AUGCUGUUCAUCCUGUUUUUCGUGGUGUCACUCUCCCGGGGCCAAGGAGGGCAUCCUUUUCUACCAUCACCCCCGACUUCAACAAACUCCCUCAAGUCUGAGGUGUGGCUGGACGCUGCCACUCAGAUCUUCUUCUCCUAUGGACUGGGUCUGGGUUCGCUCAUCGCCUUGGGAAGCUACAACUCCUUCAACAACGAUGUGUACAGGGACUCCCUCAUCGUGUGCUGUAUAAACUCCUUCACCAGCAUGUUUGCGGGCUUCGUCAUCUUCUCCAUUGUGGGCUUCAUGUCGUACAUCACCAAGAAGCCUGUCCAGGAACUAGCUGCCUCCGGCCCAGGCUUGGCGUUCUUGGCCUACCCCCAGGCCGUGACUCAGCUGCCUAUGUCCUCCCUGUGGGCCAUCCUGUUCUUCUCCAUGCUGAUGAUGCUGGGGCUAGACAGCCAGUUCUGUACUGUGGAGGGCUUCGUCACAGCUCUGAUGGAUGAGUUCCCCAUGGUGCUGAGGAAGAGGAAGAAGGUCUUUAUCCUCGGCGUCUGUCUAAUCUCCUUCCUCAUUGGCUUCUCCAACAUUACACAGGGUGGUCUGUAUGUCUUCAAGCUGUUUGAUUACUACUCUGCCAGCGGGAUGUGCCUCCUCUUCCUCGUCUUCUUCGAAACCGUCUCGAUUUCCUGGUUCUAUG
This is a messenger RNA of Oncorhynchus masou masou (cherry salmon), 679 nucleotides long. Its product is annotated as sodium- and chloride-dependent GABA transporter 1-like. The record is from RefSeq and is a predicted model, not a curated record. NCBI's taxonomy places the organism in Eukaryota, Metazoa, Chordata, Actinopteri, Salmoniformes, Salmonidae. Gene Ontology annotation, biological process: sodium ion transmembrane transport. Gene Ontology annotation, cellular component: plasma membrane. The annotation marks the transcript as partial. The transcript has 6 exons.